CAAACCCAAAGCUUCUUCUCAUUUCCCCUUUUUCUCUCCGCUCCAGCAAAGAAGAUGGGCGGCGCGAUUAUCGGCGACUUCAUUCCCAGCAACCGCAGCAUCACUGCCGCUGACAUCUGGCCCAAGCCCAAGAUUUCCAUCAGCAAGAUCAGCCCUUAUGAGCCCUUCCCGUCCAAAACAUCCCAACCCUCUUCAGGUGGUGGGCGAUCGGGUAACAAAUCAGCCACGGGCACCAAGAGGCCGAGGAAGAACUUGUACAGAGGGAUCAGGCAGCCUCGAUGUUGACAGACGAGGAAGCCAGAAUUUAAAUUGCUUAAAUCAUGGAGGCAGACACCAAUCAAAGCUCAAAUUACCCAGAAAGCAAAAUUCAAGAGGAAUUUUUUUUUGUGUGUCUCAACUGUCAUCUUGUAACAAUGUAACAAAAUGUUUUGAGUCAUGGUCAGAUAGAGCCGAGUCCAAGUUAAUAUAAUUCAGCAUCGCUUUGAUUCUCAUAUUGAACACUUUAAUUCUUAUAAUUAUAGUUGAGAUCCUGAAUUCCUACAAGCAAACAAUCUCCAGGAUUUCAUAACCGGAUUCAGAUGUUGAGCUGAAA
This is a messenger RNA of Linum tenue, 592 nucleotides long. The record is from the annotation of a GenBank genome assembly. NCBI's taxonomy places the organism in Eukaryota, Viridiplantae, Streptophyta, Magnoliopsida, Malpighiales, Linaceae.